Messenger RNA from Clonostachys byssicola, 1371 nucleotides. The record is from the annotation of a GenBank genome assembly. Lineage: Eukaryota; Fungi; Ascomycota; Sordariomycetes; Hypocreales; Bionectriaceae.
AUGCCAGAAAACAGUUUGAAAGUUGUCAUCGUAGGUGGUGGGCCUGUUGGCAUCAUCACCGCGCACGCGCUCCAUCACGCGGGCAUUGACUUCGUCGUUCUUGAGAGCCGUGCCGAUAUCUUUGAGGACACUGGUGCUAGCCUCGCCGUCACCCCGCAGAAUCUCCGCGUCUUCCACCAACUAGGCCUUCUCAAAACUCUUCUCGCCCUGGGCUCCCCAUUGAAUCAUCAUUCCGAGGGGUUUAGUUCGAAAAGACCCAAGUUCAGCAGGUCCAAUGCCUUGAGUCUCCUCCAAGAAAAUCAUGGGUCUGCGACCUUGAUAUUCCAUCGCUCGCAACUUAUCAAAGCCCUCUAUGAUGGAUUACCCGAACACGCCAAGAAUCGCUUUCUUUCUGACAAAAAGGUCUCCAAUAUCAGCUUAACCUCAACCGGCCUGGAGGUGAGUUGUGCUGACGGGAGCUUUUACCCCGGCUCCAUCGUCAUUGGUUCAGAUGGUGCUCAUUCCAAAACUCGCUCCAUUAUGCGCCAUUUAGCUCUUGAAGCCGAUCCAUCUUUGGCUUCAACCUGGGACCCUGAGCAACCUUUCACGGCGACCUACCGAUGCCUUUGGGGGUCGUUUGAGAAGGCUUCUGACCCAGGUGACAGCUAUGAGACUCAGGGUCAAGACCGCAGUACCGUCUAUCUUACAGGCGUCGACAAAGGCUGGAUCUUCCUAUACGAGAAACUCCCCCGGCGCUCGAAGGCGAGGGUCACUUAUAGUGAGAAGGAGAUUCAGUCAUUCAAAUCAAGCUUUGCGCAUUGGCCCCUGAACCAGAAACUCAAAGUCCGAGAUGUCCUCGAGACCUGCCCAAACCUGGUCGGUAUGGCCAAUCUAGAAGAGGGCAUAGCCAAAAACAUCAGUUGGAACGGGUCAAUCGUGCUGGUCGGCGACGCAUGGCACAAGUUCACACCCAAUUCCGGGCUAGGCUUCAACAAUGGGGUUCAGGAUGUAGUCUCGUUAUGUAAUAGGCUUCACGCUCUGUCGGCAUCUUCUCAGUUAUUCACGUCAGAUGGAAUUCUGAAUACGAAGGCCCUGCAAAAUGCUUUUGAUGGGUACCAUUUGGAAAGAAUAAAACCGUUACAAGCCGAUUACGCACGCUCGGCUCGGGCCACCCGCUUGUCGGCAUGGGAAACCUCUAAUCAUUAUAUUCUAGCGAGGUACAUCCUUCCACUCGAGCGUUUACAGAAGUUCCUCAUCAAUCGGCACAUCUCUCCUGGUAUCGCAUCCGGUCUUGUUCUGGAUUACAUCCCAGCCAACGAGGCGUUGUUGGGCAAAGUUCACUGGGCUAAUCCACUUAGAAGCAAACGAGACCAAGGCAAACAAUCCCAAUAG